AUGACUGUAUUCCGUCGCAAUAUUCCGGCUCCGUCACAAAUGGGUCCGGUCUUAGGAAGAAGCUCGUAUAUUGACGAUAUCGCUCAUGGGGCGUCGACCUGGGACCAACUAUGUGAGGACCUGGACGCGUUGUUCUUACCGAAAAGUGAAUUCGGAAAGUUGACCAUCCCAUUCCUCUCUCAUGAAGUGAGUGCGGAUGGAAUCAGAGCCUUGCCGAAGAUUGUCAAAGGCAUAGAGGACUUACCUUUCCCGUCGACGUACAAGGGAGUGCAGUCCUUCUUAGGAAGUCUGAAUUAUUACAACAAGUUUACUGAAGACUUACCAGUAGUUGCCACUGUGCUCUACGAACUGGACGAAGAGCGCGUACGCUCUGGACGUACGCUGGACGGAACCUGGAAGCCGCAAAGGAGUCUUUCGAGAUACUGA
This is a messenger RNA of Phytophthora megakarya, 426 nucleotides long. The record is from the annotation of a GenBank genome assembly. NCBI's taxonomy places the organism in Eukaryota, Oomycota, Peronosporomycetes, Peronosporales, Peronosporaceae.